Messenger RNA from Drosophila bipectinata, 2111 nucleotides. It is a transcript of the gene Rab10, whose product is annotated as RAS oncogene family member Rab10. The record is from RefSeq and is a predicted model, not a curated record. Gene Ontology annotation, cellular component: recycling endosome; insulin-responsive compartment; Golgi apparatus. NCBI's taxonomy places the organism in Eukaryota, Metazoa, Arthropoda, Insecta, Diptera, Drosophilidae. Gene Ontology annotation, molecular function: GTPase activity; GTP binding. Gene Ontology annotation, biological process: cellular response to insulin stimulus.
AUGUCAGUAUUGGUAAGCGCGCACAGCAGUCGCCCGUUCGUUCUCCUCUUCUUUUCUGAUAAAGCUGCUGUUUUGGUGCAAUUAUUGCCGCACAUAAAAACUCGUGAGGGAAUCAACGGCUGUCCGAGCAUCAAACACAAUCAAUACGCCAAUAAAAGAAUUGGGGCGACAGCAGGGCUACCGGCAAGAGUGCAUUCAGCUAAAUAUUAUCGUUUGUCACCUGCGUGCGUGCGUGUGUUCGUGUGUGUGGGUGUGUGUUAGUGCUUUGUUCGGCUGCGAGGCAAGGAAAUGGCAAAGAAAACCUACGAUUUACUCUUCAAACUGUUGCUGAUCGGCGACUCGGGCGUGGGGAAAACAUGCAUACUGUUCCGUUUCUCGGAUGAUGCCUUCACCUCAACGUUUAUAUCGACCAUAGGAAUCGAUUUCAAAAUCAAAACAGUGGAGCUGCAGGGCAAGAAGAUCAAACUUCAGAUAUGGGACACCGCCGGCCAGGAGCGUUUCCACACGAUAACCACCUCCUACUACCGAGGCGCCAUGGGCAUAAUGCUCGUCUAUGACAUAACGAACGAGAAGAGCUUCGAGAACAUAGUCAAAUGGCUGCGGAAUAUAGACGAGCACGCCAACGAGGACGUGGAGAAGAUGAUUCUGGGCAACAAGUGCGACAUGACGGACAAACGGGUGGUGAACAAGGAGCGCGGCGAAGCGAUUGCCCGGGAACAUGGAAUUCGCUUUAUGGAAACAUCCGCCAAAUCAAACACAAACAUCGAGGAGGCCUUCUGCGAGCUGGCCCAGGCCAUUCUGGACAAGACGUCCGGCCGUGAGUCGGCCGAGAACCAGGAGAGGGUGAUCAUCGACCGGCGGAACAACGACAAGGCGCCGGGAUACGCCGGGAAGUGCUGUGCGUAAAAGACCUCCCAACACUAUGGAUGAUGGGUUGGAUUCGAUGGGAUGGAUAUACGGGGGACAGUUUUUGAAACUGCUCCACACAGACACACACCAUACACACACACAGACAGACAGAGGGAGACACAUACCCGGACACCCGACGAAAUGAAGCAAUAAACCUAGGCCGCGUCGCCGGAGGGAACCAUUUACUUACUAAUAACUGGAACAAGCAACAGAAACAACCUACCUAAAGUUUAACGAUAUAAAAAAUAUUGUAAUACGAACAUUUGGAAGCAACUUUACAAGAUCCAUGAUGGUAAAAGCAGAACACAAGGCUACGUUAGUUGACGCACGCACACAGACGACACUUGGACUCCGCAGCAGAUUGCAGAUUGCAGAUUUAAGAUUGGAGAUUGAAGGGAAACCCUGGGAUAAAUGGAUGAGCCAACCUGGGGUUUAACAUUGUUAAGUUAGCUAACGCUUAGCGCGGACGAAAGAUCAAUAUCGGUUCCAGAAUGCAGACAGACACAAGCAACUUUUGUAACGCAACUUUUGAUAUAUAUAUAGUCCUAUGAUUCCUUAAGCUCAUUCGUCGAUAAUUGCCAUUCGCCAUCACGAUUUCUACCUGUCUCCAACCGCCACCUACGACUCGACUUGUUUUGUUUUGCUUUGCAGCCUAGAUAUACAUAAACGAAUACAUAUUAUACAUUGGAUAGUAUCAAAUAUAUAUAUGUAAAAACGCAUAGGUUUUCCCGCUUGGAUUUCCUAAAACAUCAAGGCUCACUGUUUGGGCGUUUUCUUAACUUUUUUCCAAAAAUAGCUUUUAUAUAUUGUAUGAAUGUACCGCGUAUGCAUUUUUUUGCGUGCAUUUUUUUUUUUUUAGGAGUGAGGAGUGAGAAGUGAGGAUUGAGGAGGAGGAGAGCCAAUCAGGUGGCGAUCCCGGGUUUCUCAUUAUUAAGUUAGCGAACGCGGACGGAAGAUCGGUAGCUUGUAUUCGGCGGCCUCGACGAUCAAACAGAGGAGGCCCAUCACCGCUCCCGUAUCCCUAUAAUUUUAUUCUACAUAAUUAUUUUCGUUUAAUACUUAUUACGUGUAAACUGUAUAUGGAUUUAGCGUAGUUGUCCACACCAAAUGAUUAACAGUUUAUUAUUAUGAAAAACAAAUUGAAAAAAAAAUGCAAAAAAAGAAACAAAAAAUAUAUAAAAAACUUAAACCAUGUCAUAUAA